Molecule: messenger RNA, 3014 nt
Organism: Ciona intestinalis (vase tunicate)
Lineage: Eukaryota; Metazoa; Chordata; Ascidiacea; Phlebobranchia; Cionidae
Source: RefSeq, a predicted model, not a curated record
CAAUACAAAAAUAUUGGGGGGAACAUCCGUUUUAUAACGAUUGUCUUUGCCCAAUAAAUAAGCUACUUUCGUUCAUAAUAGGUGGGGGUUUGAUACAAAAUGGAAAAUACAACUACUGGCAAAUCUACAAUCCAAAUAAAGGAGAUUAUGGGAUUGUUGGAUCUAUUUUUGGACCUCCAUGGAGUUGGAUAUCUGUCACAGCCUCAACUGUGGCUCACUAUAUUUGCCAGAUUAAAGCCAGACUGGAAUAUUACAAAGGGAGUUAUUUUUUAUUUUCUCCACUUACUGCAAAUCAUGCUGGUGCAAAAUCAGCAUGUGUUGGAUUGGGUGGUCACCUUGCAAUUAUACCAGAUGCAGAAACUCAAACCUUUAUUCAAACUAAAGGAGCUGCUUAUAAGAUUGCAGGAAAAUGGAUGACAAGCAAUAAUUACGCUUACAUUGAUGCAGUGAAGACAUCAGAUGGAACUGGUUGGGAAUGGAGCACAACACAUGACAAGUUUUAUUUUAAAACAACUGUCCGUGGAGUUGGUGGUCCAUUCAUUGUUAAUGGUAAAUACAACAACUGGCAUUUUUACAAUCCGGACAGGGGUAACUAUGGAAUGACAAGCUCAUUCCCUGAUGUAAAUAUUUGGAGGUGGAGAUCAACCAAUCCCUCAUUUGAUGCUCACUAUAUUUGUCAACUUAAUGUAAAAAGCACGUUACUGGUUGCGUCCAAAUCAACUUUAAAUGUAAAGUACGGAGAAGAUUCUGUUCUUUGUUCAUCAGAUGCCAACCCUGGUCCUCCUGUCUCAUGGAAAAUAAACUCACAAGAUGUUUCAACAAACACAAGUGAACGAGUGUAUCAAAUAAUUACACAACCUACACUGGAUGGGAAUUCUACAUCACGUUUGUAUUUAACUCGUGGUUUACAUCAGAAUUCUGGUGUUUAUACUUGCAAUGCUACUUCCCUUGACCAAUCUGCAGAAACUAUUGUUAUUAUUGAAAAGCAGCCAAGAUUAUUGGAAAGUAAAUUAGCGACAUCAACAUACACUUGCAUAUUUAUCUGUGAAACUUCACCCACUGUUCAUUGGAAUGCAAAUGGUGUAACAGUUGAACAAGGAAUCCCAUUCAUAAACAACACAGUGUUGAAUACACAUGAAGUAUCAAGCCAAAUUUCUAACUUGUUAAUAUUUGGAAGUACAGAUGUUGUUUCAUGUUGGGCAAAAACUUCAGAUGGUUCUUCAAACAUAAUAUCAGAAACAGGAUUUUCAGAUGAUCCAAGCUCAGCAGUCACUUCUUCACCUGGUGGUUGCCCUGGUAACCAACUACAAGUUAAUUGGACAGAUAUUACCAAAACCAGUGGUAACAUUGUAUACAAUGUAAGCAUCACCAAUUCAAGUCAAACUUACAUGAAAACUCUCACUCAAACAUCAACAAGUGACAACAAAUAUUCAAUCACUUUUGAUAACUUGACACCAAAAACAGAAUAUACCAUCAAGGUAAAUUUGUUUCCAAAGUAUUCCAAGAAAAUUAACCAAAUAGUUGGAAGAACAACCGGUGAAAAACCAAGUAUUUUGUCAGCAAGUGCAAAUUUGGAUUCCAGUAAAACUUUUUGUAUAAUAUCAUGGAAUAAAGGACCAGAAACUGGAAUAAUUGGAUCAAGAAUUGUUGUAACAAGUAGCCUACACAAAAAAGCACCCGGUGUGCCAGACGUUGUAACUAAUGUAACACAUAUACCACCAAGUGGUACUUAUUCGUACCUACUUAAAACAAAACCAAAUCGUAAACAUGUCAUCACAAUCGCUGCUAAGACUUGUUCUGAAGUUGGUUCGUAUAUUGUAGCAACAGGACAUUGUAUAUCACAAGUACAAGCCCCUGCCAGUAUACCAACCCCCACAAUAGUUGGAAGUUCUGCAAGUACCUUACAUAUACAAGUAAACAAAGCUGAUGAAACUAACGGACCAAUCAGUUGUUAUCUUGUCAUUGGUGGUAAAGAAGGAAGCAACGUUUUUAGAGAUUCCUAUACAUGGAUGGAAAUAAAAAAAAUAAUCACAAACUCUAAGUCUUCUACAUAUUGUGCUGCGGUUUUACCAAGGUUUAAUGAAACAAGCAGACAAGUUAGCUUAUCAUCCAAUACAACAACACAAUGUAAAGUGAAUACAUCUUAUGCUAUAAGCUGCUCCAACAGAUUGUUGACUAAUGGAGUCACAUACAAAUUUCAGGUUGUCACUUUAACUUCAGCUGAUGGAGUUUACUUGACGCAAACUAGUCAACCGAUAGCUACAGCCCCGCUUGUAGUUAAGCCAACAAGUUCUAAUACACUCAUAAUAGCAGUUGUGGUGGUUGCAGUGUGCAUGUUGAUAGCUGUGGCAGGAACUGUUUAUUUCUACAUGAAACGAAAGAAUGUUUCUCUGAAACAAGGUAGAUCUCAAAAGGUUCAUUUUGUUCAGAAUGAAGGGGCUGUACAACAAGAUACUACAAAUUGUGAAGAAGCAUAUGUGAACUUAGAAGUUAAUCAAAUCCCAAACUUGAAGACCAGCGUCUCAUAAAUCAUCAGAUAAUCAAAGUAAAGAUGCUUUGCAACAAGAUAAUACAAAUGCUGAAGGUUAAAAUUUCUGUUUACAUCAAAUUAAGCAAAUUAUAUCAUUGCUGUUAUUGGACUUACUUUAAUUGAAAUGUAAAAUAAAUAAUGAAUAAAAAUAUACUAUUAUAAACCAAAGUUGGACAAUACGACUUAUUUAUCUCCACUGAAAAAUGUCCCUGCCACUCAAGGUAUAAGUUGUACUAAUUUUAUAUUUAAAAUACAUGAAGGGUAUUUGAUAUUAUUGUUAGUGGCAGAAUGCUAUCAUAUUCGUUCUUAAUGUUAGUAUUUAUUUACAUACAAUACAAAAACUAGCAAUUUUAGAAAUCCUAGCCAAACAGUGUCAAACAGUUACAUUACUGGAGCCUAUUAAAGGGUACAGCAAUAUAAAUGAAUGAAUGAAUGUAACUUACUUUGUUCUCGCGCGGCCGGAAAAUGACAGUCGUUAUCACAC